This is a messenger RNA of Arachis duranensis, 408 nucleotides long. RefSeq lists its product as uncharacterized. NCBI's taxonomy places the organism in Eukaryota, Viridiplantae, Streptophyta, Magnoliopsida, Fabales, Fabaceae. The record is from RefSeq and is a predicted model, not a curated record. The transcript has a single exon. Bases 1 to 408 code for a protein of 135 amino acids.
AUGAGAGGUAUUUGUCUAUUUGGUGAUAAGACUUUAAUUGCAUUAUAUGAUACUGGAGCAUCGCAUUCGUUUAUCUCGUUUGCUAAAGUUGAGGAAUCAGGCUUGAAAGUGUCAGAGUUACCUUUUGAUCUGCAUGUACAUACUCCGCAUCAGACACUUAUGACUAGGUCAGGUUGUAGACAAGUAGGUUUCAAGCUUGAGGGUAGAGACUUUGUACAUGAUUUGAUCUGUUUACCUAUGGUUGGGUUGGAGAUGAUUUUGGGGUUUGAUUGGCUGUCGAAGAAUCGGGUUUUGUUGGAUUGCUUUGAACGGACAAUUCGGUUUAUGCCAGAAGGAGAGAAUGGGGCAAUAGUAGCUGCGGGAUAUUACCUGAACUCUGUAAUGGUGCACUGUAAUGCGAAAAAGUAG